Molecule: messenger RNA, 3651 nt
Organism: Brassica rapa (field mustard)
Lineage: Eukaryota; Viridiplantae; Streptophyta; Magnoliopsida; Brassicales; Brassicaceae
Product: ethylene-responsive transcription factor CRF5
Biological process (GO): regulation of DNA-templated transcription
Molecular function (GO): DNA binding; DNA-binding transcription factor activity
Source: RefSeq, a predicted model, not a curated record
UAAUGUAUAUUAAACUCUCUUUUAUGGUACAUAGGCGUCGUUUUAAUUUGUUGUCAAUUAAUUUAGUAAAACUUCAUAAUACUCUCUAAAUUGGUGGAGUAACCUUUAUAAAAUCGUUAUUUUCUAGAGAAACAGAGACAAUAAAAGUUUCAAACCUUUUUAACCUUCAUCAUAUGUUAGUAAAAGAUGCACUAUGCAUUAAACAGUAUUUUUAUAUAUUUGAAUUUUUCUCAAAAUUGAUGUGUAAAAAACAUCAGUUUAUAUCUCUGUAAAAAACACCAGUUUAUAUUGGUUUGUGGACUAACCAAUAUUUUCGUAGGGUUCAAAUAUUUGUUAAUUACAGAGAUAUAGGUUCAAAUAGCAGACUCCGAAAUAGUCUGGUGAAAAGUAAACUCAUAUUGUAUUUUACAUACAAGUAGUGAAGGAUACACAUUCUAUGAGGCUAUGAGCUAAUCUUCAUUCACCUUUCUCUCAAAACAGUUUGUAUAUGUGUAGAUUCAUAUUUUUAUUAUGUUACGUUUAUAAAAUGUUGAAAAAUCUAAAAUUAUAUUUUAUUCUGAAUCAAUUCUUUUGACAUUUACUUUUAUUCCGUUUAUUCAAGCACACAACUUAAACUUUAAAUUAUAAACGUUAUAUAUUUGAACUCCAAACUCUGCAGUCUGAAAAGUGCCAUUGAACAUUAGUCAGUCACAAUGCUCGGGUUCGGUUCGGGUUUUCGGGUUCGGUUUAUUUGCCCAGCCCUACUCGACAUAUAUGUUCUAUUGUUUACUUAAGAAUUAAUAUCUAAAAUGUAAUCCUGCAAAUGAUAAGUAAAGUGAAUAGUAUGUUUAUUAAUUAAUCAGUGAUGAUGUUUUUCUCAUCAACUAAACAAACAUAAAGAAAGACAUAGACAACAGAACAAAUAAAUAAAAAGACCACCUCGUUUCCUACCUACACCAACUCAUACCUCAUUUAUAUAACAAACAAUAAUGGUACAUAUAUUUAACAAACAAGAAAAAUCUCAUGCCUUACCUCUCUUGCAACUUCUUUUGUGAUCACUUUGUCUACAAGGUUCUUCAUGUGGCCCAUUAGGCUAAUAUAGUCCAAAUUCUCUUUCGAUUUCUCUUUUUUUCUAUAAUUAGAUUAAUGCACACCAUACACUACAUAUUCAUUGUCGAUUCUUAUACUCCAUAUAUGGUUCCACUAAGGAUCUGUUAAUUUAUAUUUAAUUGUAUUUAAUCUUAAACCGUCAUAUUAGUCAAUUACUUUGGCUAAUCAUGCAAAAGAUUUGGUUAUGGCCCGCAAUUUCUAUUACAAAACUUAUGAAAGAAGAUGUAUCCACGUCCAUAUAAGAACCUGAGUAGGUCAAAACUUCAGUGGAAUAUAAAGAGAAAUAUUAGAGGAGUUUUUUUCAUACAUCAACUUGUGAGAACAUCCAAUUUUUUAAACACUUAUAUUGAUUAAGAACAUCCAAGUUUGACCGUAUGUAUCCCUAAACUUAAUGUUAAGUGCCUUAAUAUGUAGAGGAACAUAACUAUCAUUUGAAUAAAAUUUUCAAAUUUUGCUCCCUAAUUCAAGUCCAGUGUUAACGCUGAAUAUAGUUAUAAUAUAGGAAAGCAAAUAAUCAGGGCUGCAGUCACUUGAUCUCCAAGCAAACAUAUCAUAAUUUUCAAAAAAAUUAAAAUAAUCAGAGAGACAUUCGAAUUAUGACGAGAUCAUAAUGAUAACAGCGUCCUUUCCCAAAGCUUUUGAGAAAACAUUCCAUAAACAUCAUUACCAUAAAAUUCAUAAUUAUCGUAGUGGGUCAAAAGCAGUGUGAGUGACCAGUCUCACGUGACAGAAGGCCCAUUUCUUCUCACAAGCACGUAAGGUACACGAACAUGCAUCACGCGUGGAGAUUGCUCAAGUAGCUUGUAUACCAAGCUAUGAAACCAUUAAUAGGAUGGUUUAGACCAAACCGAACUACGCCAAGUGUCGAUAGUCUAGCUCACAGAUCAGAGAAGUGGCUAGUCGUUUGAAGCGCCACUAAUCUCUCUCUUAAUGACUACUACUACUUAAAAGCCAUUUUUAAUACUGUACUAAUAGAAAACAUAAUUAUGACAUUUCCGAAUAAAAUAUUGAAAAAGUUUUUACAUUCUCGGAAAUUUCACAAUAAAAAAAUGAAAUCUUCCAAAAUCAAAAAGGAAAGUAAGUAAAAAUUUAAAAUUUAAAAAUGGAAAAAGCAAUAAAUAAGGCGUGACUAUAUUUAAAAAGGGAUGUUACUAACGAACGGCGAUUUAUUCGUAGCCUUUUUGACUCUUCCUUCUUCGUAACUGUUAAUCCAAAAUCUACUCUCUCUCUCUCUCUCUCUCUCCCUUGUUAGUGUGUAUUCUUCUUCUCCGAUCUCUAAGAGAAAUGAAAAGCCGGGAGAGAAAUGUUAAGUACACGGUUCACCGGAAGCUUACAUCACUCAGCCCAAAGGUUGUGAAAAUCACAGUGACCGAUCCAUGCGCUACCGAUUCCUCCAGCGACGAAGAAAACGACGACAGGUUCGUGUCUCCCGCCAAGAGAGUGAAACGUUACGUGGAAGUAAUCAGGUUCUGCGACGCUGCAAAACGCAAGAAACCGACGAACAAGGCGGCGGAGCCAGUCAAGUACAGAGGAGUGAGACGGCGGCCGUGGGGGAAGUACGCGGCGGAGAUUCGCGAUCCUUCGAAACGCGCUCGAGUCUGGCUCGGAACGUUUGACACGGCGGAGGAAGCUGCCAUCGGUUACGACAAGGCCGCGAUUCGGAUCAAAGGACGUCACGCUUUGACGAAUAUUCUCACUCCUCCGUCAAGUCCGCCGGCGAUCGACCUCGAAACGGUCUCUCGCUGCGACGACUCGGCGGUGGAGGAGUCUCAGUCUAGUAGCAUCAUGCGUUCUCCUACUUCUGUUCUCCGUUUUAGCGCAGGGCCCAUUAACCUCUCCUCGGCCCAUCAAGAAGCUCCGGCGGGUUUGGCCUCGCCCGAUCCGUUUUUCUUGCCUCCCGAACUGUUUCCCGCGAGAGACUGUUUCUGGGAUUCCGAAAUUGCCCCUGAUCCUUUGUUUCUAGACGAGUUCCAGUUAUUACCGAACAGCAGUACAGUCUCGAAGUUGUCGGAGAGUUUUCCGUUAGGCGUGAUCGGGGAUUUGAGCUCUUGCUCGUGGGAUGUGGAUGAGUUUUUCAAGGAUCAUUUAUUCUGAUUAAAUGAGAAAAAAUAUUUUUCGGUUUUUUCGAGUGAUGAGUGUUUGGUGAUGCAUCUUGGUCGUCCGUUUUCCUUUUUUUUCCAGUUCGACCAAGGUGUACGGCUCCGAUCAGUUGGAAGAAGGAGGGGGAAUCCCGGAGAAGCGUAACGGAUUCUUCUUAAUUUAUUAUUCGUAAUUUUUAAAUUUUAUGUUGCGAGUAAAUAUAGUAUUAGAUUUUUAUGUUGCGAGUAAAUAUAGUAUUAGAUUUUAAAAUUUGUGAGUUUUGAAUUGGGGAUUUUGGGGAGGUUUGUGUUGUUUUGAUAUUUUUAUGUUUGUCACUAUGCAAGGAAGCAAUCUAUUAUUAAUUCUAGUAUAUCUUAUAAUAAAUGUAAAUCUUUGUCUUUUGUUCCUUCCCAUGAAUCUCACCAAGUGGGGGUUGUUUGUGUGACAUGUCACAUUUUUCUUAUUAUACAUGAAAACAUCAAA